This is a messenger RNA of Schistosoma haematobium, 1566 nucleotides long. RefSeq lists its product as uncharacterized. Lineage: Eukaryota; Metazoa; Platyhelminthes; Trematoda; Strigeidida; Schistosomatidae. Bases 325 to 1566 code for a protein of 413 amino acids. The record is from RefSeq and is a predicted model, not a curated record. The transcript is spliced from 4 exons.
CUAAUUCAAUAUCUUGCCUUCGAUAUUUCAGCUUACAUCGCACCAGUUCACAUGUCCCUGAAACAUGUGCUACCGUCUCAGCUAAUCUUAUGGUUAGGGUACUUUUCGUGUAAAGAAUAACCCCGCCUCUUCUACGAUUCGAUCUUUCGGCCCUACUGGUUUAGAAACCAGUCAACUGGAUUUCACUAUCUAAUACUUCUGACGUUAACCAAGUUUCCGAGACAGCAAUAACGUCCGGUUUUUCUUUAUCCACCACUGACUUGAGCUCCGCCAUUUCAUUUAGUAGGCUGCGAGCAUUUGUGUAGUACUCCCGAAUUAUUUAAGAUGAAGACUCUUACACCACCCUCAUUUAAGCUAAUACCAUUCUGGCCCGACAAUACUGAAGCCUGGUUCUGCCACUCAGAAGCUGACUACCACAAGCACGGCUUGACCGAUCCACGUGCACAACUCGCAGUAGUGAAGGCACUACCGAUCGACUUUAACAGGCACGUCACACCUAGUAUGUCCACUAGUGAUGUUUCGGAACCUUAUGAAACUCUCAAAAGGUCUACUCCUAAGAGCAGAGAUCUGACCGACCGACAAAGUUUAGACCAACUCUUCCACAACAUCGAUCUACAAUAUGACUCAGCAACAGACAUGUUGUUGCGAAUGAGAGAGGUCAUUAGUCGACAGAUCCUCGACGAUGGCCUGUUUAGACAAAUUUUCUUGUCUAUGCUCCCGCAGAAGGGGCAGGCGGUGCUGGUCUCAUUUCAAAACAACGCUGUAAACGAGCUGGCUGCAUCUGCCGACCGGAUUCUGAGGAUCACCAGGAUUUCUAACGCCGGGGUCUGUUUAGUCAAAGAAAAACCUCAAACAACACGAGAUGACAUUACGGAAUUUCGUCAUACUCUGACACAUUACCUUAGGAUUCGUCAUGACCUAUGGAAAUUCUUCUCGAAAUUGCAGAAACCCCCACAGCUUUGCGAGCUCCAAACCAACCGACAUGAAAAGUGUUUCGAGAAACCUCCCAGCCUGCGCGCGUUAACGGCAACCUUAGCUGGCAAGCAUGGCCGCCUGUUUUACAUCACUGAUAUGACUGCGGAAGUUCUCUACCUCGGCAACACCGGCGCAGAGGUUGGCGUUUUUUCGGCGAAUUCUAACAACCAACUGCUUGAAGCAGUUUUCAAAUUACAGGUGGCAAGUGGGAAACCAGUUGCCAUAUAUGGUAAGCGAUAUGUUUAUCUUAGCGUGGAUUUACGCAAACCCAUCCACUGGAUUUUCCUUGUUGCAGAUGUUUCUGUGUCAAUCAUUGGUAUAAACCUGCUACAUCAUAAUUUAUCUCCACUCACAACAAAACACACGAUCGAUCCAUACUACCAACAAAUACUGACUAAGCACCCUGAGAUAUACCAAGCACAAUCAGAAUUGCCAUGUGUAACCAACAAUGUUGUGCAUCACAUAACGACUACAGGACCACCAGUAUUCUUGAAAGCGUACCAACUAGCUCCAGAAAAGCCGAGGUCGGCCAUAAACGAAUUCGGCCAUACGAUAGACUUAGGAAUCAUUUCGCCAUCAAACAGCCCUUGA